GGUACCAUUUGGUUGGGAAGAGCCAUAUGUGGAAGGUUCUCCGGCGAAUCAACAAUUUUAUGCACCAUUUGUGAGCCGUGUUAGUUGUCUCUGAGGUUCAGACUAGACAAGUUGCUGUGUACCAGCUGCUCCCGGUUCUUUCUCUGACUCCAGCAAGAAUUUACGUAAAUAUAUUUUUGUUCGCCGGUAGGAAGAAAAAUUGUUUCUUGUAGAAGAACUUUGGAAGACAAAGUGAAAGUGUGAAUUAGUGAGUUUUUCUCUCUUUUGGAUGAGAUCCUCAGGAUAAUUUACCAGUGGAAAUUUAUUUUGGGGAGGAUAUAAAUAAUUUCUGGGCGAAAUCUCGUGAGCAUAGGAGUGGUGUUUUUUUUGUUUUUGGGAAAUAGCACCAGGGAGUGAAGAAUUGCUCCUAAUUAAUUUCAAUUGACUAUUGGCGCUUUGGAAUUUCCUAUUUUUGGCGCGAAAAUUCAGAGGGAGAAAAUUGUGGUGGAGAGAGAAGAAUCCUUAAGAACCACAGUGUGUGAAUUGAAUUAAUUGCCCGGGAAAAGCCGGAGGAAGUGUGUAGGAAAACUGUGUGACUGGAAGCUGGAGGUGUUGUGUGUGUGGAAAAGCUGUUAAUUGCCAACACUUGAGGACACUGUCGUCAGCAGCUCCUGAAUCCCAGAUUGCGGAUAUUGUAUACAGGACCGGUGCUGGAAAUUACAUAAAUUAUUCUACCAUUCAGCAUUUUGGAUUUUAAACACAACACUCUGUUCUGACUUUGAAGAUUUAUAAUGGGGAGUUGGAGGAGUUUGGUGUUCAUUUUGAUCGUUAGUGCGUGUCUGAUUGAGGGCAAAUACAGAGACCGGGAAGCAAAGCGACAAAGACCACAUCUCUUCGAGCCCGCUUCCACGGCGGCCAGUGUGAAUCUCUGUGAAAAGAUACCCCACAUGAAGCUCGUAUGUCAUUGCACCCAUGGAAACAGGAGUGAAGUCCUGGGAGCUGAUUGCUGGAUAUUCAACCCGGAUGUUCCUAAGAAGGAUCCCAUUUGGGGAGCUUUCUAUGCACAUUCGUCCAUAGAGACGCUAAAAUUUAGUGUUUACAAGCCUGGAAAUCUCACCUUUAUCCCCACUGAGAUUAUCCAUCACCUGCCCAAUCUCAAGGAUUUUUCAGUGCAAUAUGCUCAAGUGACGGAGAUUGGUAGUUAUGCUCUGGCUAAUAGGAGUCACUUGUCGAGGGUGGAGUUUAACAAUUGCACUCUGCAGGUGCUCAGAAGACACGCAUUCAUUCAUCAUCCUGCCCUCGUGGAAAUUAACCUGAAAUUUAAUCAAAUAGUUGAAAUCGAUCGGCACGCAUUCAGCAAUCUGCCCAAUCUAGAGAGAUUGCUGCUGGGCUACAAUAACAUCACGAGCCUCCAUGAUGAGGUAUUUAUCCACCUCAGCAAAUUGGCCGAGCUCUAUCUGCAGUCCAAUUUGAUUGCCAUCCUCAGUAGAGAGGUGUUCAAAGGACUAGGUAACCUCAAUGUGCUCAGCCUCUCUGGCAACCACAUCACCUUUGUGGGUGACACGGUAUUUGCUGAACUCUGGAGUCUCGAGGAAUUAUACCUGGACAGCAAUCGGAUUGAGAAAAUCUCCGAAAGAGCUUUUGAUGGUCUGAAUAACCUCAAACGAUUGAAUUUGCGACAUAACCGGUUGCUAUCUCUAGAAAAGGGUGUAUUUACCGUGGUUCCAGCUCUGAAGUCUCUUUAUUUGAACGACAAUCAACUGGAGACACUCACUUACAACAACUUCCUUCCCAUCUGGGACAACCUGCUGAGUGAAGACAGUGUGCUUGGAAUUUCUGACAAUCGAUUCAUUUGCGAUUGCCGUUUGAGGUGGAUUUUUGAACUGAAGAAUCGUACACGAAAUGAUGAUCUCAGGCGGAGUCUUCAGGAUGUCGAUUGCAUCCUGUUUGACAAGAACAGUGUUCCCGAGGAGAUUUUCACCAAUGCCGUAAAGGAGAAGAACGAUAGGGUUCCUGGAGAUUACUACGACGAUGCUGGAUACGAUGCCCAAGAAGAUACCUUCGUCUUUGAUAACCGUGAUAUAGAUGAUGGCCAGAAAGUUCAGGUAUUGAGAUUUGAGGCAGAAAAUUUGCCAUGCCCAGAAGAACUAAAUGAUCCCACUGAGGUGCCCAUGUCGCGGGAAUCUAUCGGAAUGGUAGAUAUGGGAUUGCGCUCGAGUGCUGUUUCCUGGACUCUCGUGGCUGCUUCUAUAUUUGGCCUGCAGACUCUAAUGGUGGCUAUUUUGUGCUAAUUUUCGCCAUGGGAUUCAAUCGCUACUUGAAUCUUGGGCACUGGGCCAAGAUGUAGUUCUUUCUGCAGCUCUCUGUACAUAGUUAUCGCUAAGGUGGUCAGUAGGUAGGCUUAAUUUAUUUCAUCCUCUAUCUCUCUCUUCUUCUCCUCUCUAAAUAAUCCAAUUAAGUAAACUGCCAACCUGUACACUGUCCAUUCCUUCUCUCUUCUCAGGCUUCUCUGCUACUAAAUCGCGCGAUAUGCCAAAAAAAGUCUCUUAAAAAUCCACUUAACACGUGUAAAAGUGAUGAAUUAUUUUGGAAUAAUUUCAAAUGAGCGUGACCUUUUAUUUUAAGUAAUUCCAUAUUUUGCUGGGAGGUAGUAUUAUAUCUUCUAGGUAUUUUUGUAUCGCGCCCCCUUUGGGAAUUAUGGUCAACUAGAAUUUAAUAUUUUGCAACUUUAGUAUGGCGUAAAAGGUUUCGCCCACUAAAAAUAAGCCACGCCUUCAAUAACGUUUGUGUGAAGAACGAACACUAAGUUUUGAAAACUCUCGUAACAGCCAGUGAUUGUGAAUCAAAGACUUUCAGGGAAGAUUGAAAGUGGAGAGAGUUUUAGAAAGGAUGUAUUAAUUGAAUAGGUGUGGUUUAUUUGUCAAAAGCUAGGCUUUUUCCAAAGCAAUUAAAAUACAAAAACUGCAACUUUAUUUGCUUAUGUUGCUUGAAAAAAAAGCGUGAUUUAAAAUUAAUUUUGAGUGGAGCUUGCUCAAGAACUCAAAUACUAUCCCUCCCGCAAAUUUAGUGAUUGAAAAAAAUAAAGUUUCUCUCAUCGGAAAGGAUUCCAUUAUUUUUGAUAAGUCAACACUGUGAGUGAAAAUAGGUUAAAACAGAUGGGAGUUUUUCAGGACUUUUGAAAAAGAAUAAAACCCGUAAUACAUGUGUCAUUUAUCAUACAAUUAAUUUUCUUUUAAGCAGUAAAAUGGUAUAAUCUGAAGUAUAUGUAGCGUUAAUAUAAUCUCUAGGUUUAAAAGAAGAAGAAAAAAAUAAGAUGGAAAACUAACUACUAGAUCGUAAUUCCUCAUAUUUUUACAAGAGCGAGAGAUUAACAUAGGAGAAAGAAUAAAAUAAUAAUAGAACAGUAAGGGAUUUAGCUAAGAAAAUUCUAUGUGGUGUGAUUUUUGGUGAAUGAAAAAUGAGCUUUUACUUUGAAUAGGAGAAAAGUGGACGAGGAAAAAAAGCGAUUGGAUUUAACACAUCAGUCUCAUUCUGGGCUUACACACUAAAAUCCUAGGGAAAAUGAGUGAGCGAAAGCUCUCAAACGUAAGCGGAUGAAAAUGGAAAUAAUGAAAUAAUCAAUUUCUCUGUCAGUGCGAUGCGUCUAAAUGAGGAGAAAUUCAUCAAUUAAUCCGCCCUGAGGGUUUUGAAAUACUAUGUCUAAGUGUAUCCUACUUUGUAGGAUGCUCGAAUUACAAAAAAUCUAUAUUAUGAAUAUUUUAAAAUUAUUCAAAAUCAGGAAGACAGAUUCUGAGAUCAAGCAGUUUGCAAAGUGUUAUCCUCUUUCCUAUUCUUCUUAUCCAAAACCUUCUUCUUCUUCUUUGUUAUAAUUCGUAUGGCUGUCGAUAACAGGCAUGUUUAUAAAAUUUUGCCAAGAUAUUUGAAGCGUUUUAAUAUUACUGACAGCUUUUCUGAGCUUUUAGAAUUCUGAAUGCUAGUUCAGAAUUUUAAUAUAAGACAUCUCUUUAAUACCAGAAGUUUGACAGCAGUGUCAAAGUGGAACAAUAUCGUAUGUCAUAAACAAAUUAUCGUAUGUACGAUCAAGGAUUCGGAUUUACUGUCGUUUACCUGAUGAGGUCUGUAUAAUGAUAAGUCGGCACCAUCCUCAAACGAGUAUUAAUUGAGUACACUAAUCUGAAACGAAUAUCAAUCAGAACGAGUGAUAUCAAUUCCUAUUUUCAAAGGAGUACAAGUCGAAAAAAUUCCUACCGAGAACGGGAUUAAAUUGGGUAUCUCCACUGGCAAUUGCAACAUCAUAUAAAGAUCAAGCUUCUUAAAAAAUGUAUUUCGUUCCUUGAAAACCUCAAGCCGAUAUCUUUGUCUGUUUGGUCUGUCUAUUUCACUGCAAAUGGACGGAUGGCCAAAUUAACUUUGUGUUGCCAUUUUCUGACAGCUCAUGUCAAAAUAUUACUAAGGGCGUCGGGGGCGCAGGAUGAAGAAUCUAACGAGAAAUCAAGGAAUUAUAUAUAAUACUCUCACUGCAGCGUUCGAGGAAUUAUAAAAAAGCACGAUUCCAUCGAGAACGUCUGCUUUUCUCUUUGAAGCACAUUGAAGGUUCGAUGUGAAAAUUGGUUAUAUAGAUUUUGGUUUGUGGGAAAGUAGAAAGGGAGGAUUUUGAGAUUGUGACUUCAAAAUCUCUAUUUGAAUAUUGUGGCUUUGGAUUAAAUUUCCCCAGAACAUGUUCAUCUAAUGUAGACUAACACUAUAUACAUCUUUCAAUAAACACACGCGUCGGGCCUUGUCAAAAUAUCAAAUCCCCACCCAUACACAUACCCGAGAUGAUUCUGGGAAAACAUGAAAAUGUCAUUUAUAAUUACCCAAGCUUCACCACCAUCAAGCCUUUUGGCAAGAAGCGUCUCAUGGGGGAGGAUUUUCCGCCGGGAAAGUCUCCGUGCGAGUAGUGUUGGGGAGUUUUCCAGGCGUCAAAAGCAUGGAGAUGGAUUUACUGCGAUGCGUAGGUGAUUCAUUAGCAGAGGAAAUUCUCCAAAUGGGGUUGAAGGAAAUUUUAAUUUGGCGUCAUAUUGCGGAUAAGCCUUGGGAAUUUUUGUUAAAUCUUCUCAGAACAAAAUGAAAUUCUCGAAGUUGCAAGCAAUUCGUCUUAUCUGCUUUGAAUUAUUCGAAAAAAAGUCCUUAAGAAAAAGAACGUUGGUAUAGUAUUAAAGACUAUUAAUUCUUUUCAGUUGUAACUCAUUGUAGAAAAUUAGAUAAGUUUUCUAAUUUUUUAAUUUCCAAAUAUAGUAAAAAUUUGAUCGUAAAAUUUUGAAUUUAUAAGGAUUUUUUUCUAUUAAUUUGCCGAAGAAUCUUUUAAAUAUUUUUGAAAACUGAAAAAGUGUAUGGUAGAAAAAGAUGGGGAUACUUUGGGAAGCUGGCUUUGUCAUAAUUUAAUUUAGAUCCAUAAUUUUAUAUUCUAUCAAAAUUACAUUUCGUUAAAGCUCAGUUUUCUUUGAAAAUAUGAGUAAUAUGAGUAUCAAUGUAGCCCCACCGCUCUCUAUUUCCAUUAAUUGAAAAAAUUAUCUUAAUUAGUUUUCCUCUCCAAAACAGUACGAAAACCUGUAAAAGUCUUUCAUCUACUUGACAGUUAUAAACAAAAACCUGGGAUAUAUUUCGGUAUUCUUAGCGUAGAUAUGGUUAACUUGGUUUUCUGGUGAUGACUUUCUUCUCCGAUUUUCAUAAGCUUCACUUUAAUACCAGCACUUAAGAAUGUUCUUUACCGAUCGGUAAUAGAAGAUCGGAUUAGUGAAGACCAUCCUUAAGUACUAGAAUUAAUUAAAAGCAUGCGAAAAGCAAAAGGGGCCAAGUCACUCGUAUCUAUCAAGAUGACCUAUGGUAAGUUUAAAUAAGGCUAAUGAUUUUUAAAAACUUCUCUUCUCCUAUAUAAAUUUCUAAAUUCUGAAAAUGAAAUUCUAUAGAUUUAAGCAAAAUAUUUAGUCACAAAUGAAUGAUUUCCUAUUUUGUUUCUAUUUAAUAAAAUUUUCCUGAUUUUGAAGGUGUACCGGAGCCAUUAUGUCUUCAAUACAACUUUUAGGUCAGGAAAUUUUCGUGAAAUUAAAAUAUCUUUGCUCUUUUAUUUCAAACGUAGUACUAAUAGCACUGGUAUACCUUUUAGAUCGAUAAAAUUUCAUGACAUCAAAAUUUACAUAAGUCUAUUACACUCUUUCGGACUCAAAAUUGGUUUGAACUAAAUUUAGUUUGAUCUGAUGUUCAAUAGAAGAAGAAGAAGAAGAAGAGUGCGAAAGAGUAGGAUAGAUAUAUAAAAAAUUUUUAAGAAACAAGAAGCAAGUUAAUUUUGGCUUUAUGAAAUUUUCCUGAUCUAAAUGGUGUGUUGGAGUGGCAAGAGCCAUGAAAAGCCGAAUUCAAUUUAGCCUGAUACUUAAAAGAAGAAGUAGAAUCAUACUUAAUACGUUUGGCAAUAAAAGUAUUGUAAAUUUUGCAUUCAUAAAACACUUUCACAUUUCCAAAUUCGUCUUAGUUAUUGUGAAGUUAAUUUCAAUUUUACUAAAAUAUUGAAGAGAUUUACUUAAUUAAAUCGGUUAAAGUGUUCUUAAAGUUGCAUUUUACAUUUUAUAGUGUGAAGAAUUUUCUAGAGCUGUUUUUUUAUAAAUGUAAAUACUCUCAUACUGAAAAGGAUUUGUAACAUGCAAACUACUGUCAGUAAGUGGUGGCGUAAAGAAAAAGUGAAAUAGAUUGCUAGCUUUCGGUUGAGUGGUUGUGCACGUGUUUCCGAAGACCUUAAAGCAGUCUUCAGACUAGAGGUUUAGCCGAGUUGCAGGAAGUCUCAGAAUCUUAAAUGGCAACCAAUUUUUUUUUGUUUUUUUUUAAAGAAUUUAAUAGGACAGUCGUCCUUAAUAAUUCAAUGCUAAGUUAAAUUUUCCAAACUAUCUUGACUGUUAAGGAAUUAUAACAGUUAAGUCGUAUGGCUAAGUCUUAGGUCUGAAGCCCAUAUAAGCCUACAUCUUUAAACGUUUAACCUUUAGACACAAUGUAAAGUCGUCUUUAUUAAGUGUACAAAUUGGCCAAUUUUUCCACUUAAGAUUUCAGUUAUUUCGGAAGGCAAACACCCCGUUUCAGAUUUUAAUUUAUAAUUACAGUUAAAUUGGAAAAUAAUGAAGAAAUCCAGUUUCAAAUGUGACAUUUCGAUGGACAUUGUAGGGUAUCCCUAUACAAUUAACUUGAUAAUUGAUCAGUCUGCGGCCUUUCAAGGUAUUUUUGGGAACUAACCUUCAUUCAACUUUAAUGGACACUACAGUCAAUGAAAGUUAUGCUAUGGCACCCUUUCUAUCAGUCACUGCUAAUAGAUACACAUUAAAGUUAGGAAACAAAGAGGAUGAGUGAGUUAAAUGGAAAAAUGGGAACCAAAUCUAACCAUUAUUGCUGGGAAUGUGAUUGACCCAAAUUGUCUCUGUUUUUCCUGGUAGGGUUGGUAUUCUGAGGGUUUACGCUUUUCCGGGGUUUCAUGGUUUGGGAACUUUUCACCCAAUUUUGUUGGACAAUAUUUGAAUGAAUAGAUUUCACAAUACCCCAAAUAUUCCUGUACACGAGGAACUCGUAGUGAUUAUUAUGCUACAUAUUUCGAUGGAUUGGUAGAUAUUGUUUAAGUUACACAAAAGAAUAUUUUGAGUGAUUUGAUGGAUGUUUCAUUGAAAGGACGCGCCUUUACAUUAAUUGAAGAAUAAUUAAUGUGUCUCCUGAUUUAUAUGUUCGGUUUAUUGAAUAAUAACAUUGAGGUUGAUGGAGGGAUUUGGAAAUGUUGGGAGUGAUAGCCCAAAAAAAGUCCGGUGACUUCUUUUGAAGGUAUUUUGAGGGAUAGAGGAUGGUGUCAAGUAAGGAAUUAGUAUGACGUGGAAUGUGGCUUCCCAGGGCAUUUCAUCUCUUUUAUAUUGCUUUUUAAUGAAUACACCAUCAAAUUGAUGUGCUUCUAAUCGAUUUUCCUAGCAACUUUUUCAAUCUCUCUGUCCUCGUUUUUCCGUACCUCCAAACUUUCUUCGUGGAGAAAAAGUCAAAAGUUUAAAUCAACAAUCGAAAAAUUUACCGUUGAGCAUAAUAGUCAGAAACUUAAGAAAAUUUAGAACUUAGAACUGUACUCCAAAGAUGAAAAUACAUUUUGAAUUUGCUACUGUGCAAAGAGAUAGUAUAAAAUUCUCUGAGUCCGCAAAAAUCUUAUACAAUUCCUUCUUUAGGAACUAUCGAUUAAGAAAUUUGCAAUUUCUAUUACUUAAGAUUUUUAAUUGUGUAUUAGCUGCACCUAUAAAUUAGUUUUUAGGUGGGGACAAUAAUAUUCUGAUCUUAAAUAAUUAGGUCACGCCCAAUAUUAGAGUUAAAUAUAAAUGAUAUCCCUGACAUUUUCCUUGAUUUAGAACGUAGAGUAAAACCCUAAUAUUGUCAAUAAUUAAAAUACUUUAAUAGAGUUUAUAUUUUAAAAUUUUUGUAUUUUGAAUGAUUUACAUAAUUUAAGCCCCGCCCACUGUCUUACAUUGUCCUGCUAAAUUAUUUUCUCCUCAAAAAAAUAUUUAGCCCCUUAUUUCUAAUUGGAAAUGACCUAAAUUUAUAUUUUAGUGGGACUCUUUUUAUAGAAAGUUCAGUAGAUAGAUAAUACAGCAAAAAUUGAUUUUUUGUUUCGCAAUUUAAUUUAAUCUGAAAUUAUCCCCAAACUAAUUUUAUUGGAAGAAAAAAAAGGAAAAAGAUAAUUUAUGAAACGCAAAAAGCAUUAAUAAUAAUUUUUUUUUUCAAGUAAAAGAUUCAUGCAUGUUCUCAACGAAUUUUAAAGAUCUUGAAUUUUUUAAACUCUUUCAUGUGUUCUAUAGAAUUUUACCUGUUAUGACUGUUCUACUUUCCGUAUUGAUUUAAUUUGAUUCAUUUAAAUUUUCCAUUCUUUUCAAGCAACUAUAAAAUAGGAAUAAACAAUUUGUUUUAGGGGUUUUGUUGUGGAAACUUUCAAAUUCUCUCUCAUUCUGGAAAUUCCACUGUAAUUAAAUAGAAUGUUUAUUAUCCAAUUUCUAUAGAAUUCUGUUAUUGAAAAGUUGUGUUAAAAUUCAAAAAUAGAAUUUUUCAUAUUUCGAAAAAUAAAUCUCAUAUUUUCAUUUAUUCAGGAGUUUAUCUUUUUCCUGAGUAACUUGUGAUUUUUCGAGGUAUUUAAUUUAAAUUUUAAAACAUUUCGUGGAGUAUAUUUGUGGCUUAAAUGUGAACACUCAUCAAUAAAUCGACUUCAAUGGGAAAAAGAAGCCAGAAAACCUACUUACAAAAAAGUAUCACUGUCCCCGUUCCCUAUUAAUAUCUAAUAUUGAAUGAAAUUUGUCUACCAUCUCUUCCGAUGUCUCUCUUUCAUAAACUUCCUGGGAAAAAAAGUAUGUUGAGGGAGAUUCUCGUUAGGCGAUGAAACAUGAAAGGCAUUACAUAUUCAUUGUGGAUGAAUGAGAGUGAAAGUGCGUGAUAUUGGCUCCCCAUCUAUCCGAAAGAAACCAAGUCUUGAGGAAAAUUGAAGAGUGUGGUGAUUGUGGGAGAUUUGCAUUGAUAUUUUGCAUAUCUCAUUCACUUCCACCCCAAUUGAUGGAUUUUCCAUUGAAUUUCACUCAGUGUGAAAGUGAAAUAAAGUGGCACGCGAUUAAACCGUGUGGCUGGAUAAAAGAACCGGCAAUACAAAUUGAAUGGAAAUUCUUUAAUAGAUUUUUUUUCUUGUGCUUUUCCUCCAGGAAAAUUUUCCUCGUCUCAAGAGAUGAAGAAAAAGAGACAAUUUCCGUGCGAUUGUAUUGCAAGGAUUAUGCCAUUGAGUGCACACUUAGUAAUUGUCUGUUGCUUCCCUUCACUUUUCCUCUUUUUCCUGAACCGAGGGGAGAUUGAUUGGGCAUUUGGAUUGAGAAAUACCUGGAUGAAAAGUAUGAUAAAUUUCAUGUACUUUGUUGAGUUGAGAAUCAAUAGGAAUUGAUGUGAUUUUGAGCUCAUAACAACGUUAUCUUUUGAAUACAGGCAAAUAGUCCUAUUCCGAAAAAAAGUUUUGCCAAAUUCACAAGGAAAGUUUGUCAAAAGGAUGCUCUUCAAUACGAAACAUGGAAAGGUUUUGUAAAAUCGACGUUCAACUGGAUCUUGUUAAAAGUUUGUCAGAAGGAUGUUAUUUUUCAUGUAAAAAGUGAUAAAAUUUUUUGGCAAAUUGGUAAACAACAUCCAUUUGACAAGCUUUUAACAAAAUUUGUCCUGUUAACAAAGACGUGUUUUUCCCAGAGUAGAAUUAAUUUUAAAAGGGUAAAACAUUUGAAUUAGAAGAUUUACCAAAAACAUCCAUUUUGGUGAGUAAAAAAUUAUUAUUAUUUCUUAAGUUGGUGAUCAUGCAACUAUUCUUUAGUUGCGUGUGACUCAAUAGUCUCAUACAACUCAAUUUGAAAUAAUACCGCCAAUUAAAAAUUAUUCACUUUAUUUUUUUCAUAUUCAAAGUAAAUUUCCUUGGUAAUUUUCAAACUUUUCCUAAACUAUUCUAACACCUGAACCCUCGAGCAGACCUCUAACCCUCCUAUUUUGACGCAUGCAUCGACUGAGACAGAAGACAGCUGAAAAGAAAAGACACGCAACACCAUUAAGAAUAAAUUAAACAUUUCACGGGAAAUGUUUAGUAAAUUUCCCUAUUUCACAAAGGGACUGUGUGUAAGGAUGAAAAGAAAUAUAGAUUGUAGUCAGAGAAAUGGAAAGUAAUUUGGUCGCUCUGUAAAUAAUUGUAUACAACUCAAUACACCAAAAAAAGGGGCGUUUAGAGGCGUAGAAAAAUGAGGAUAUUUCAGUAGGAUUUUCGCUUCAAUUGCCCACAAUUUCUUUUGUAAUACAUUUUAAGUAUCAAAUUGAAUUUUGUAAUUCGAGAUUUCUCGCACCAACAACUCCUGAAAAGCAAGGGUUUAAGGUAACGCAGAAAGGUGCGUGUGUCGAGCAGAAGGAAAAUCUUGAAGGUGGGAAAAGAAUGUUGCUAAAGCACGUAUUAUAAAAAUUCAUUAGGACAGCGAUAAGUUGUUACAUUAAAAAUUAAUAUUCUGCGUGACGACACAUCAGUUUCUAAGUAUUUAAGAAGAGAAAAAGAAAGAGAGGAUAAUGUAGAGUAUUGAAGGUAGGUUAAUAUUUCGCUAUUUAGUAUACAUAUUAUGACUUCACAUUGAGCUAUAUUGUAUAACGAAAAGUCUAUUGAAUGUAACGAGCAUAAUUUAUAUUAUAAGUGCUAUAUAAUACUAAAAAAAAUAUAGGGCAGUCUAGAGAGAAGCAUAAAAAGAAAAGGGGGUGAAUAUUUUUCCCGAGAUAGAAUGAGAAAAUUGAGUCAUGUUGUAUUUUGAAUGAAGGAGUACAAUUGAGUGAUACAAAUGACUAAAUAUUUUUUAUACUCAAUUUGCGUAAGAAGCAUUUUUUUCUCUCUUUAGUCGACGUCCCUUUCUGCUCCUUUUUUUAACUAUAAAUAUCAUCCUUGCACAUCACGUCGACGAAGAGACAGUAAAAAAUGACCAAAAAAAUAUUGUAGGUGAAUGUAAGGAACUAGAGUGAAAGUUUAAUGUGAAGAUGGAUUGAUGGUCUUAUGGGAUAUUUAUCAGUAAAUUAAUGGAAAGAGAUAUUAGGAGGAAAAUUGCGAUAUAAAUAACAAAUAAGUUUCUAUUUUAAAUUUUCAUAAAAAGGUAAAACUGUAGUUUAUAAAAACAAUAAAGAGUAUUUUAAAUUAUAGAAAUGUAAAUAUAUUUGGUAUUACUUUACAAUUUCAUUUUCUCUUUUAAUGCAAUGUUUUUCGGAUAAAAUAGGUUCUACAAAAGCCCAAUAUAAGUAGGAAAAUUUAUAGAAAAAAAAACAAGGGAACGUCUGGUAAAUGUGGUAGAGAAGUAAAAUAAAUAAAAUAAAUAAAAUCAAUCUUAACAUAAUUAAAUUUAUUUUUAAUUUAUAAUAAUAAUUUUCCAUCGUUAUUUGAGGUAUAUAGUGACCAUUUAAAAGUAAAAUAUCAUAAAAAUUUCAUCAAAAAGUAAAAAUUUGCAGAAUCACGCUACUGAAAAAAUUAAGUCACGCCUACUACAAAUUAUUCAUAAAGAAGUAUAAGUAAUAUAAAAUUUAUACAUGACUUCUGAGAAUCUUUUAUUAUAAUCAGUUUUUCCAACAAUUUUGCAAAAUGAUACAAAAAAUUCUAAUUUCACAAAAUUAUCUUCACCGCUAUUAGAUUUUUUUAAAAUUAUUUUUUCUUUAAUUUUCUCAAGAAUUUUGUAAAAUUGAAUAAAAAUGAAUUAAAUUUGAAUUUAAUUACAUCUUAUUUUUGAUCUUUACCAUCCCUUCCAUGCCGUUUAUCGUCGUCUUAGUGUUACAUCAAACCUCUAGGACAAAUCGGUGAAAAUAUCUCCUAGAACUAGUUGUAUUAUUUGGUUCUACAAAAAAUUUUACAUUUUGAUUGGAGCUAGGUUAGUCAAAUUGAUAAUUGAAUUUGAUUUCUUUUCUUUAACUUGGUUGAUUUUUUUUCAUUUCUUCUGUAAUUUAGAAGCUAGACUAGGAGGCGCGGCCUAUAGGUAUUCUGAGUUUGGUGAAAAAUGAAAAUUUUGUAAUUUGGGAAAACUUACUGCAGAAUUUCUGUUUUAAAUUUUUUUAAAGAAUUCAAACAAACUUCAGUUGUUUUCAAGGAGGCGUGGUUUAGUAUAUAUUAUUAUUGGUAGGUAAGUUUAAUUUAACAAUCAAUCGAAAUACGGUAAUUUCAAAAAAGGGUAACGAAAUUGUAAAGUAGUGUCAAAAAUUUAUUAUAAUAGGAUGACAUCUAUUAUUUCUCUCUUUUCUGAUGAAUUUUUAAUCCGUUCUUUUUCAAAUUGAUUUUCUAAGAACAAGUUGAGGUAUGAAAAAUUAAAGACAUUAUUUUCCCUACAACCCAAUACAAGAAAAAAAUCUCUAUUAGUCCAACGAAAGGUGUUUAUUUUUUUCUAAAUUAAACCUCACUCAAUAAAAGAAAAAAAUAGAGCAUAUAAUAAAUGGUAAUGGUCGGAAAUAAUACUAAAAGUCACUGGUAAGAGAGUAAUAAUUAAUUAAAUUAGCUAAUGUCACAAUUAAUUAAGAUUUAAGACAGAAAAAUGUCAUACAAUUCACUGGAAUCUCUGUAAUCACGAGUUUAGGAAUGAGAUAAGAAAAAGAAUCCACCCCUUAUUUGUAUAAUGAGAAUAAGUAUUCAUUUAAUUAAGUAUUUUUCAGCUGACUCAUUGUACCUAUAUCAUCGUGAAUUUGUAUAAAAAAAAUACAUUGAGAAAGAACUAAUAAAAAGAAAAACAUCAUUUGAGAACAAAA
This is a messenger RNA of Phlebotomus papatasi, 13278 nucleotides long. Its product is annotated as connectin-like. Gene Ontology annotation, molecular function: protein binding. The record is from RefSeq and is a predicted model, not a curated record. The transcript has 5 exons. NCBI's taxonomy places the organism in Eukaryota, Metazoa, Arthropoda, Insecta, Diptera, Psychodidae. Bases 771 to 2270 code for a protein of 499 amino acids.